GGAUAAUCGAGCUAGAUCGAAGCUGAUACACCCGACAUAGGGAACAGUCUCGGAAACUCUCCGGAAUCCCUAAGUACAUGCGGUCUCUACUGAACCGCGAGUCAAGCGUUUUGUCUCUCAUAACUUUGUCGAGGCUACUGCUAACCCCUGGAACACCGAACCUGCCUUGCCGAAACUGUACGCUACCUUUGUCCUGGGCCGAAGGUAAAAAUACCGACGUCAUCUCAAUCAUCCAACAGGCGCGAAAGCAUCAAUCGAUGCACGCACUUUAGCCUUGCAUCUCCUGCGGCCGCAAACUCACGACCACGCUAUUCGUACCACAGCACCUCCCUACUAGGUAUUUAGCCAUUUACCGCAAUGCCUUCCCAAAGAGCCCAAAGGCCAGCACGGUCACACCGCUCGACCCUGUCGCUCCAAAAGACCGAGAUAACCAUCCACGUCUACGAUCUCCUCCCUCCAGGCCGCCUCUCCUCAACCCUCUGGUUCCUAGGCACCUCACUACUCCACUCAGGCGUCGUGAUCAACGGCAAAGAGUACGCCUACGGCGGACACGACCGGCGCGGGGUCACGGGGGUGUACUGGACCCGACCGCGGACGGAGCCCCCCGGAGGAACGUUCCGGUGCGAGAUGCUGCACGGCUUCACGCUAGCCACACAGGCCGAGAUCGACGCCAUCGUGCGCGACGUGUCGGACGAGUUUCCGGGGACUGCCUACAACCUCCUGACCAAGAACUGCAACCACUUCACCUCGCGCCUCUGCCAGCGCCUCACGGGGCGGCCGGCCCCGUCCUGGCUCAACCGCGCCGCCAGCAUCGGUGUUGCCUUACCCUGCGUCGUGCCCAGGGACUGGAUUGAGGCGCCUGACUUUGAUACGGCCGAGGGGGAGCUGCUUGAUGACGAUGAGGAGGAGGAAGAGGAGACGGGGGGCGGGCAUCACCGAGUUAACAAUAGCGAGAGGGCCAGGAUGCUGAGGUCUUCGCGCGACCAGCCGCGGCUGCUGGUGGGAGACGAGAGACGCGGCUCGGAUGCCGAGUGGGAUAGCGAAGAGGAGCGCCGACGCGGCGGCAGUGGGAAGGGCAAGGGCAAGGCCGCCGUGAGGGAUUCGGCUGGGAGGAUGCUACCUCCUGCCGAACGAGCGCCGACUCCCUCAUAAAUGAUUUAUUUUUUUUUAUUUUUUUAUUUUUUUUUAUUUUAUUUUAUUUUUUUUUCCCCUUUUCUUUUUUGUUGUCGUUGGUGUUGCUCAGCAUUGCUCGGGAGUUUGGCGGUGAUUUUUAUGGCGUUCCGUUCAUGAUACCAUGUGUUGCUUUUGUUGGGUUGGCCGUUUCUGCCGGCCAGGCUUUCCAUUUGGACGCGCUGAUGUUGCUGGGAAUUGUUGGAGUUGGAGUAUGAGGAGGCGGGCGCAUCCUGGAGGUCAAUCACGAUGCAAGGACCGGGGAUAGGCCCUUGGACGGUCUGGCGUUUUCAUAAGGACGGUUACUUGCUCAAUUGAAGCUGGCUCCUA
This is a messenger RNA of Canariomyces notabilis, 1500 nucleotides long. RefSeq names its product DUF862-domain-containing protein. The coding region runs from base 358 to 1152 and encodes 264 amino acids. Gene Ontology annotation, biological process: protein deubiquitination. The record is from RefSeq and is a predicted model, not a curated record. NCBI's taxonomy places the organism in Eukaryota, Fungi, Ascomycota, Sordariomycetes, Sordariales, Chaetomiaceae. Gene Ontology annotation, molecular function: deubiquitinase activity. The transcript has a single exon.